Messenger RNA from Pocillopora meandrina, 2458 nucleotides. Lineage: Eukaryota; Metazoa; Cnidaria; Anthozoa; Scleractinia; Pocilloporidae. The record is from the annotation of a GenBank genome assembly.
UCAUUCUCAGUCGAGAAAAAUGCCAACACCAAAGCCACUGAAUACAUAACUUUCGGUUUUUCUUUAGGUAUUUUGGUUUUCUUCCCCUUCUAAAAAAAAAUUGGAAUCUCACUGUCUUCCAGUGAUACAGAUUUUUUCAUGUUUUAGCUGGCAUAAUUCAAGAAGGUUCUGACAAACUACCUUGUAUUGAGAAUCACGAAGGCUUUACCGUUCCUUCAUCAACCUGAACAAGAGGUGCCAAAGGCGAAUGAUGUGUCAGCGGCUGAUUGGCUAUAUCAACAUAUUUUUUCACGUGUGUUAUGGCUUUUCUCAGGGCCGGAAAUCCCUGUAUAACAUCGCAGUUUAUGUGAUAAAUAUACUUAACACGAAACAUGCUUAGGAAAAUUACAAUGAAAAUAAUGAUGAAAACUACCCAAUACAAAACUUACAUUUGCCACAAUGCUGUAGAAUUACUUCCCAACGGUGAAGCUGCACAAUGUGUGGUGCGAUGAAAUAUAAGUUCUGCUUUGCCAGUGGUAUUACUGAGUAAACAGUCUAAAUACAUGCUGCAUUAAGCAACAUUAUAAAAUGUUACAUAGCAUAGCAUACGCAAAAUUUUAACUGUAAUUAGUGUUGUUUGUAGAGGAACAAUAAACCAAAAAAAAGGUAUUUGUGAUCCAUAAAAUCGUUCCCUUGUUUUCAACAUUGCAAAGAAAUGGUAACCAAAACAGUAUUUCAUAAUAAUGGUAUAGCUUGUGCCACAAUCUCUCAUUUGUGUCACUGAAUAUCAUGAGGUUCAAUGUGUAAGAAAUCCUUCAAAAAAUUAAGUGGAAAAAAGGAAAUUAAAAGGAAACUCUUUGAUAUUCUCACUUAGAAGACUCAUACUGACACUCAACCAAUCAUUCCAAAGGUCAAGCUUUUCUAAAAUUUUGGACUAAUUCUAGUGAGAUUCUUGGCUGCCAACAUGUUAUAUCCUUAGUUAGUUCUUUGCAGUUCUAGUCCGUAAAUGAUUUUGUAAAUUUAGUUCGUCUGUGACAGUAAAUUUGUCCUUUUAAUAAUAUCAUUACAUUAAAAGUAAUUUUUGAAAAUUUAUGUAAUAGUUUUACUUCUGACAAGCAACACACCCAUAAUAGCACUCAAGCUAGCCAAGAGCACAUGAACACCUGUAAAUAUGAAUCCACAGUGUAUGUAUGUUUCCAUUACCAGUGUUAAAGCCCUGUUUGAAAAAAUAUAAAUUGUAGAAAUAAGGGGACAAUUUUUUAUUCCCACAAUGGCUGAAAGUUUAUUUGUGAAAAUUAAUUUGUUUAAAGUUAAUUAAUCUUUGCACAAUCCAGAGAACGUUUUGAUACUCAGUGACAUCACAAACGAUAACAAUGUUGUGGUUAAUGUUUCUUUGUAGUGUUGAGAAAGAGAGAAUGAUUGAGUGUCCCAACUAUAGUUAAAGUUUAAUUUGAUGCAAUCAUUACAUAAACAGGAGAAUUUAACAAAAAACAUUGGCAUUAUUGAUCAAUCUCGUUUUAUUAACAUUACCUUGCAGUCUUACAACUGAAUUGCAUGAAUUAACACCAAAUUGUGGGAAAAAAUCAUAUAAAACAAAAAACUUAACUAUUAAUUUAUCCCAGGUAUAAAAAAGUAUAAAAAUUCAUUGAAUUGUUUAAUUAUACACUUAUAAAUGAACGAGUCAGCCACUCUCUUUGUUUCGGUGGAUGGCUGUUGAUAUUCCUGUUUCUUUCUGAGGUUAUAUGGUGACUUGUUUGAGGGUGGAUUUAGGUAAUGGAUCUUGCAGACGUGUUGUUAGCUGUUGACUGAAAGAGUGGCAAAGUCAGUUUUUUAAAUGAUCCUGUGGGUUGUCUAUUCUGGCAAGCUGGAGGGCAUUUGCAUGUGAUAUCUUUGGGAAAAUGCACAAGAGAGCUCUCCUCUGGACUUUCUCAAGUUGUAGAUACUUAGGUAAUGCAUAAUGUAACACUGGGUAUGCCUUAAUGUCCUCGCAUCAUUUCAUGUGAAAACAAAAAGAAAUCAAGAAAACAUUUUAACCCUUUACACCCCAAUAUCAGUAUACGUUUCCUCUAUACUGCUUUCUAUUCUAAGAGUUCAUGCCCCGGUUGUUCAAAAGCCAAUUAAAUUAUCCCUUGAUUAGAGGUUAAUCAAUGAUUAAAUUUCUUAUCUCAAGGAUAGCUAAUCUAGGUUUAAAAUAACGUUCCUGAAAGCAGAUUUAUCCCUUUAUUAACUAUCCCAUGAUUAAGCUGAGAUUAAACCAGUCAAACUGGUUGUUAAGAGCUACACGGCUACGCACGAAAAAAAAAUUGGAGGGGAAAAAAUGGUGGAAAGGGAGAGUGCACUUGGAAGUGGAAGCCAAAUGAAAGAAAGAAAAAGAAUGCACAAUUUUUCAGCUUAUGAGAUUGAAGUCAUCACCAAUAAUGUCAAAAAAAAUCUUGACUUGAUCCAAUCCAAAUUAGCGAAUGCUGUGACCAACAAAUAG